Messenger RNA from Dacryopinax primogenitus, 3248 nucleotides. RefSeq lists its product as uncharacterized. The coding region runs from base 559 to 2799 and encodes 746 amino acids. Lineage: Eukaryota; Fungi; Basidiomycota; Dacrymycetes; Dacrymycetales; Dacrymycetaceae. Gene Ontology annotation, biological process: regulation of DNA-templated transcription. The record is from RefSeq and is a predicted model, not a curated record. Gene Ontology annotation, molecular function: sequence-specific DNA binding; DNA-binding transcription factor activity. The transcript is spliced from 6 exons.
UAACCUCAUCCCGGGAAGGAGACCGGAACCCCCCAGCCGAGGAAUUUGGACAUCCUAACCCACCCUACCUAUCCCGGCGCAUCACACACGAACGCCAUCAAAAAGGGGGUAACGAACACAGCCAGCGCGAACACGCGAGUCUACCCAACUAGUAUCUCAACCGUCAUCAACGGGCAUCCCAUCAUCAUCAUCAUCAUCACAUCCGUAGGCCCAUUAGCUUGAUCUACCGGUGCCGCAGAGGAGUAGCGAGCUGAAAAAUACACGCGAAACGCUCCCCUCUCCACCCGUCUGACAACCACCACCCCUCUUCUAUCUAUCCCCACCACCAUCGCUCUCUCCCUUUGCCUCAUCCGAGCACAUAAUUACUCUCGUUUGCUAUACCUCUUGCUCGAUACCUGCUUUGCACCUUCCAAACUGGGACAAAAGCGCAGGCAAUAAAUCCUCCCGACAAAAGCACUACCUGCCAACCAACGCCACUAACACCGGCCAGACAGCAUAUUCGCAGCCCAUUCGCAAUCUAUCGCAACACGUUUCGCCGCGCCCGCAACGCAUCAGACAAUGGACUACGCACCUGACACCGCCAGCGAGCCUUUUGCACACUCAGUCGCCUCCGUCUCAUGGGGCUCACCAAGACUUAUGCUCUCCCCUUCCUCGACUGAACUCAGCCAGCAGUCCUCUCCUAUCCAGCUCAUGUUCCCCAAUACCGGCCUAUAUGCGCCUCCAGCGCACGAUGGCCGUCCAAGUACAGGCAGCAGUAUCCAUUCUCGCCCUCCCACAGGUCCCGCAACAAGUCAGCUCAGUCUGAACCUCUCCGCACUCAGCGUAAACUCGUCUGAUCACGGUCAGCACUCUCACCCGGCGGACGAGAGCCCGGAGAUGGACCAAACAGGACUCGACAGCAGCGUUUUCCACUCGCCGACAGAUGCGGCAUUUGCAGCUCCCCACCCGUAUGGUAACCUAUACAACAUGAGUGCUGCCCAUGCAGGCGCGUCGACUUCCCCACGCAUUGCUCGUCACGCACUGCGCAAGCGACCGCUUCCGCAGUCCAUGGACGAGCAACAAAUACAGGAGACAAUGGCUGGCUCUGGUUCGGUGUACAGUAACGCGAUGGGCCCUAUCGGACUUGGGAUCGCCCGUCUCGUACCGGACAGCGAACCGAGCAUGGGCAUCGACCCGAGUCAAGUGUCCGUUUCUGCUCUGCAUCAGGCGAUGGACGACACUGGUGACUUGGCGUUCGGAACUGAUGGUACCGGGUCAGGAAUGGACGGUUCACCUGACUCGAGCGAAGAUGCAGACGGUCCGAUGAACUUGAUUUCCCAGGGAAUCCACCGUGGUGCGGGGACGAUCAGGAUUCCGAGCGGGAUGAGCGUGAGCGCGGAUGAAGGGACGAGCAGCGGGCGCGGAUAUUCGGGUAGGCCCCCGCCUAUGAAUAACUUCGUUACCAAGCUGUACCACAUGAUCUUGGACCCUAAGGCUGCACCGUUCAUCUCUUGGACGGACAUGGGCGCGAGUUUCGUGGUGAGCAGUGUGACCGAGUUCAGCAAGACGGUGCUUGGGAGUCAUUUCAAGCAUAAUAACUUCUCGAGCUUCGUCCGUCAGCUGAACAUGUACGGAUUCCACAAGAUCAACCGCACCCCCCGUGCAUCCCGCUCGACAGGUACGGAUCAGACCUGGGAAUUCUCCCACCCCAAAUUCCUGCGCGGUCGCCCAGAUCUGCUGGACGAGAUCAAGCGCAAGGCUUUGGAGCCCGAUCUCACCGCGCGUCAACGCGUAGAGCUCCCUGCAGAGGUCGCGAACCAGCUAGGCGGCGUCGAGGGCCGCAUUGAGCAGAUCGCGGCUCAGCUCAUGGCGGAGAAGGAGAAGAACCAGAGGCUGGCUCUCGUCGUACGCCAGCUGUGUGAUUGGCUGGCGAAUAUGUAUCCUGGGCAGAUUCCGAUCCAAGUUCCCACUGACCUGCUUGAGUGCAGUCCCCAUCCGCACAUCUAUGUGAGCCACACGGCCGACGGAAUGCCCAUAAACGGACAUCCUGUUUCCCCAUCUUACCUCUCCCCUUACGUCCAGCAUCCGUAUUACGCAGUACCCGUCCCGAACACGCUCACCCCGCAGUCGACACCGACGUCCUCCGACUUCCCUGAUGACUCGCAACAGUCACGCAUGCUCGAUCCCACUUGCGACCCGACCGACCGCUCGCGAUUCAUCAUUCCCCAGCUUCCGCACUCGGCACCGGCAGGAGGCCGCUUCAUGCGCCGCAACGUGUCCAACCUGUCGCUGGACGAAGUCUCUGUGGGUUCUAGUCAUCACGGCACGUUUAUGCUUCGUCCUUCAGCGUCGAAUAUGAACCUUGCCGGUGUUGAUGGUUCCGAGCUCCACCAGCAGCAGCAAACUGACAGCCCGGACUCUCUCGAGCCCAACGUACUGGAACUAAAUGGCCAGAUACUGCCAGAAGUUCCCGUACUCUCCGCAGCGCCCAAGAGCUCAGGUCGUGGAAGCAGCAAGCGUCAGCGCCCAAACCCCUCACCAUCGCUCGACUCCCAGCUCUCCAUGGCAGGGACCGAAUCCCUCGCCUCUUCUACCGUGUCUUCCAAUAUACACGGCAAGCUGCACCGCGUGAGGAGCGAUAGUGCACCGCUCGGAUUCGGCCUCGGACAGUGGCAGGGGCAGGACCAGUCCGCGUUUAUAACACCAUCGACGUCCGCACCCAACCUCUCUCCUGAGCGCAGGCCCAGGAGCGGAACGUUGAUCAGCCGGAGGGCUACUGAACGUUCCGGCCUUCGGAUGGCCUCGAAGGCCGAGGCGUAAAACACCCCUCAAUGCCUUGCUUGACCGGCUUACGGUCCUCUUUGUGGGGAUCAACUUGAUCUCUGCACUAUUUUGUCACCUUCUUCUUGUCACCCUCAGUCCUCUGCUUUCUGUUCUUGCGUGGAAGACCUCAGUAAAAUAAUCCUUAAAACCUGUAAGCUCUCUGCAACCUUCCAUCCCAUUCUGCGCGCAUCAUACCCGGUCUCUCUCAGUCCACUCUCAGCUCACUCUUCCCUGGCUUCACCCGUCCGUUUCCAGUACAUAUACUGCCUUUUCUUUUUUUCGAUUUCCUUGGUAUCGGUAUGCGUCCUGUAAUCUUCUCUAGGUUUAUCUGUCUGUUUUCGUACAGGAGGCUAGAUGCCUCACUUCCACUCCUUUAUGUUGAACCUCUCUUUUCUUCCCUGGCUCUCCUUCCUUCGUACUUUCGUUUCGCUUGAACGGCUCCCAGC